AAAACCUGUCCAAGGCAGCACAUGUCAAGACAGGAAUUGGGAGACGCUCUGGACUUACUUACUUGCAGGAUUAUGCCAAGAGGUGACGUUUUGUUUUAUACAGCAUUAUAUUUUUGAAAGGACCUGUCUAUUACUUGACGGCUCACUUACUGUACAAGGUCUGCUCGUGGGUCAUGGAGGGAGAACCAGAGGAUUUUGACGAGGACGUUAAGGAAGAACGCAAGACAACCUUAUUGUGGGAAAAGUGCAUCCAGCAGAGAAUCGUGGUGGAUCUGAGUGAGGAUGAAAGUCUCCACCUCAGUGAUCUGCGGGCUUCUUCUUUAGCUUUGCAUCUGUCGCCGGACGAGUCUGCCGUAUCAGAGGCCGGCAUCCAUUUCAGUGAUGACAUCGCCUCAGAUGCCAUAAUUGUAAGGAGUGAGAUGGAGCUCCCAAUGAAGAGCAGCAUUUUGCAGAAGGAGGAGCUUCUAAACCAGCCAUAUGAGGACCCUGGGCAAAAUACUAGUGAUGAGGAUCAGGAGGACCUCCCUUACGAUGGCAAUUUUGGCAGUCCUUACUUCUCCUGCAUAGAUAGUGCUCGAAGAAACGUGACCUCCGAUCAAAGACAAAUGUCAACAAAAAAUCAGUCUUCUGAUGGAUCUCAUGUGGAGAAAGAAGAAGAAGAAGAUAAACAGAAUGAAGAGGUAGCCCCACCAAGCACUCAUCCUCCAGUUGACAUUAACAAGUUGAUGCUGCGACAUUUCUCCCGGGAAGAGUUGUUGCAGACUGGAAGGCUGAUUGAAGCCGAGACCCUUCCAGAGGUCUCCCUGCUGGAGAGUGCAGACGAGCUUCCCCGUAGCACAUCGACACACGACAACACGACGGCUCUGAGCAGCAUUUCUGAGAGGCCUUCUGUCAAAAGUUUUUACAGUGACGGCAAUGAACAAAGAGAACGUUUGGAGGAGGACAACACAGCGUCCAGUCGAGAUGAGAGUGACGUGACACCAUCUAAGUAUGAAGAGUGUGAAGCUCCCAUCAGGAAAAUGUCACAUUUGCGCAGCAGGUCCUUCGGUGAGCUAAAGUACGGCCAGGGUCAAGUCCAUUAUCCUCUCCCUGACUUCUCCAAGGUUGCCCCUAAGGUCAAAAUCCCAAAGAUUCCCAGUGGUCCAGUCAGAUUCGUUCCUCAAGUCCCCAGUCCCAUGAUCCGAGCCCAGUCCUCCCCAGGAAUCUUAGACGUGAUCAGCAGGGUCCUGGAGGAUUCAGACCUUCUGCCUUCAGAGAAGCCUCAAGUUCUCAAAGACACGAAUGAGCAGACCAGUCCUUCUUUGGUGCAUCACCUACAGGCUGAAUAUGAUAAACUACUGACCAAAUAUGCCAGGGCUGAGAAUCUCAUAGAUAAAAUUAGGUUAGGAACCAAUGUUUCCUCAGACAUUUGCGUCAAAGAUGACCUAGGAAACUCCAGUGAGGGUAGCCAUGUUGGACCUGUAGCUCCGCACAUUCCAACAUCGGGUAACAUUGUUGAAAAAGUAAAAACAACUAACCAGGAUGAGAUGGAGUCCAACAAUAAGUCUCAUCAAGAAUGUACCAAUGAGGCUGAAAAAAUGACUGCUGAGCUGAGAGCUGUCAUUAGCCAGUUCAUGCAGAUGGUGGAUGACUUCAAGCAGAGUGUAAACAAUAUGUCGGUUAGCACAGAAGAACAACAAAUGAUGCUGAGGAGCUUGAUGGAAGCUCAGGACCAGUUGGAAAGAAAAUACAUGAGCAAGAAGGAAGAGCACCGAACUCUGGAGAUGCAGAAUUAUUUGGGCCUGUGCAACAACAUCGGACCUUUUGACCCAAACAGGCUGCUGGAAGGAGAUCUAUUCAGAGUGGGUAUGCACCUGGAGGAUAUUAAGGAGAUGAUCGACAAAAACACGCGUGAGCAGAUCGUCCCGCCUCUCUUAUCAUCUACUCCCAAAGAAAAAACUAACAACCUGACAGUGAAGGCCUCACCUCCACCAUCACUACAUGAGGGGUCAAGUGUAUGUCUGACCACUGAAUGUUUUAGAACGGAAACAAAGACUGAGGUACAAAAGGAGGACGAGGAUGAGACCAGUAGAAAUGAUGGAUUGGAGGAAAGGAGUGAGCUCAUCAUCAAUGACUCAAGGCAAGUCAGUAACAGGUUUUCUGUUUGCUCGGGGGUCUCUGCGGAGGGACUUCUAGAUGCUAAGGAUGAGGAGAACUGUGACAAAAAGAGAGAAUCUGCCUUGUUGGAAGGGAGCGCUAGCAAUGACACUUGGGAUGGAAUCAGUGGGAAAGGGACUCAGGGAAGUGGCACUCAAAAUAGCGUUCUAAACCGAGAAUGUGACCUCGGUGAUGGUGUCAGCCUGGCUGUGGAGGUCUCCUCUUCCUCUGAUGCACGCUCAUCACUUUCGCAGGGGAUUGUUUGCAGAGAGACAGACAGUGGAUUUGGGAGCUCCUACUUGAAUCAGUCCUGUGGAAUAUUGCAGCCUAAUCCUCCAACAGAAAGAGUGCACAGUGAUGGAUUUAGUUCUUUGGACAGUGAAGGCUCUUCACUCAAUCUCCAGACAACCAUCCAUCCAACGGACGUCCAAACGCAGCCUGCAGGCUCAGCAGCUACAGUGGAACUGUGGGUGCAAAAUACAACUCAAGAGUCUUCUCUGAAGCUGCAGGGCCCUGAUGUAAAGAAUCACUACACCUCUGAACCUAUCCUGAGUGCUGCAAUGGAUGUAGAACAGAGAGAACGCCACCUGUGCUCUUGUAAUAGUGAGGCUAUCCUGGCCUUGCAGGUAGAGGUGUCCAGGCUGAAGAAGGACCUGGAAGAAGGUCUGGUCCAGUUGCCUCACCUGGCAAGGAAGAUGGAUAACCUAGCCUCCAAAUACAGUCAAGAUCGUCAGGAGCGUAGGCCCAAGACCAAAGCCAGGACCCACCCUAAGACAAUCAGCAUGUGGAAGUCAACAGGCAGCAGACAGAUACUGAGCAAUCUUGCCUCUAGUCAGUUGAGACUAGAAGACUGGAUUUCAACAGAUAUGGACCCCAGCAAGAGUACAGACAGUGGAGGCGCAGAGACGAUGUUGCAGUUUGUGGGAGGCAAGAGAGUCAUCAGGAAACAGGAGACACAGCUAGGCAACCAAGAGGCCAUCAUGGAGAGACUUUACUCCAACAACAGGCGGUCUCUUCUCUCACCUCAGUCCACCAAAAAGUCCCUGCUCCAGGUCAGCUAUGGCUCCUCCUGCAGUCUACCUGCAAGCUACAAAGUGAAGGAACCUCCACCGCACGUGACCAAUCACCGGAAGUGUUCCACCCAGUCAGACACAGCGUUGCUGCCCAGCAAUGUGUACUUUCAGCACACUCUGUCCCCUGUAUUUCAAAGGUCUAGCAGCAGGACAGGAAGCAAGAAGGAGGAGAUGAACUGGUCUUUGGACCAGGCCAUUGAGGCCGCCCGCAGCAUGAAGAGGAUAACGGACCGCAUGGCCAAGAGACUGAUGGCCGACCUGGCCAAAACUCCACUUCUCCCGCAGGGGAAUUUACCACAUUCUGCCACGAGGGCCCAAGAAACAUCGAAUGGCUUCAUGCAAAGGGAACAUAGGAUCACAAGAGACAGUUUCUUUAACUAGUAUGUAAAGGUGUGCUUGGAUGAGUUUGGUGUUGAACACCUUAGGGAUGAACUGGUUGCCUGGAGAUCGGGAGCCAUGUUAUGUCAAUGCCUUCUGACCUCAAUAAAAUUCACACAGACACACAGACUCCAAAAUAUUGUUGGAGGUCCUCCCGGGAUAUUGGAAGCAGUUAUAUUUGCUGUAUUUUCUUCAUAUUUUACUUUCUGUAGUUGUAAUGGGCAGGUGUCCCAAUUUUGAAUAUUUUGUAUGUACUGUAUCAUCAACAGCGCAACAUUAACAACACAUUAUAAAUAAUGAUUUACAAUCAGCUAUUAUAAUUAAGUAACAGUAUCACCGCUAA
This is a messenger RNA of Phyllopteryx taeniolatus (common seadragon), 3930 nucleotides long. RefSeq lists its product as uncharacterized. Lineage: Eukaryota; Metazoa; Chordata; Actinopteri; Syngnathiformes; Syngnathidae. The record is from RefSeq and is a predicted model, not a curated record. The coding region runs from base 174 to 3590 and encodes 1138 amino acids. The transcript is spliced from 21 exons.